Pyricularia pennisetigena is the source of this 3012-nucleotide messenger RNA. RefSeq lists its product as uncharacterized. NCBI's taxonomy places the organism in Eukaryota, Fungi, Ascomycota, Sordariomycetes, Magnaporthales, Pyriculariaceae. Bases 1 to 3012 code for a protein of 1003 amino acids. Gene Ontology annotation, molecular function: transmembrane transporter activity; transcription cis-regulatory region binding; zinc ion binding. The record is from RefSeq and is a predicted model, not a curated record. Gene Ontology annotation, biological process: regulation of DNA-templated transcription; transmembrane transport; DNA-templated transcription. The transcript has 6 exons. Gene Ontology annotation, cellular component: nucleus; membrane.
AUGGGAGGAGGUACUUCCCUGUGGGCAUCACCAGAUUGGAAGAGUGACCCCAAAGAAAUUUUCAACAGACAACUAGCGCUUGUCAGCAUCACAGUUGCAUUUGCCGGCUGCAGCUAUGGCUUUGAUACUGGCAACAUUGGCGGCGUUUUGAAGCUGGCCGCUUUCAGGCACGCAUUCGGUCUGGAUGUACUGUCUGAAGCCGAGAGGGACACGAGGUCCGGAAACAUAGCAGCAAUGGUAGCAGCAGGCGGUGCCGGCGGUGCCCUCCUGGGUGCGCCGGCUUCCGACUACCUCGGUCGCAAAUAUGCCGUCCUCGUCUCGGCCGGUAUUUUCCUCGUCGGGUGUUCGUUCCAGGAAGUGGCUCACCUGGGCGUUUUCUACGCCGGUCGUCUAUUUUCUGGAAUCGCCAUCGGCAUGACGUCCAUGCUGGCACCCCAAUACCUGGCCGAGGUGGCACCAAAGUCCAUUCGAGGUUCCUUGACGACGACGUACAACCUCAUGAUCGUGACGUGUCUGGCGUUGGCCUUUUGGGUCAACUAUGGCGUGUCCAUCUGGGCGACCGACAAGCUCGACAAUACAGGCUGGCGACUGGCUCUGGGAAUCCAGCUGAUUCCAGGCGCGGCCUUGUUUUUCUUGACAUUUUGGUCGUCUCCUCACGACGCAAAUGGCCAGGGCGGACCCAGGAAACUAAGUGCGUCUGGAUCUCCUGCCAGUGUGAAUUUGGGCCGUGCCCAGAGCAUCCGGAGGGACUCGAUCGAAACCCGUCCGCAUCCGCUUCAGAAUCCACCUGUCUCGGCGCCGCCACCGGUCCCACAGCAGGUCGAGAUCUCGCGCAAGGUCAAAGCUUGUGCAGCAUGCCGAAAGCAAAAAAUACGAUGUCAUAUGGACCAGGGCACCCCGCCAUGCCGUCGCUGCAAGGAGAGAAAUCUUUCUUGCGUCUUGAGCAAGAGCCUCCAGAUGCUCAUGGAUGAACGCUCCCAGUGGCACCAAGACAUCAUUGCCGACUUGGAGAUGCUGCACGCGGGAGUACAGAACAUGCGAGAACACACCGGCUUGCCCCCAUUGCCGCCCCUGCGCAGCUCCCUCGACCGACCUGGGCCCGACAACCUGACGUCUGCUAACAGUCUGGAGCCACAUCAGGAGGCAGAGGCCGGACCCUCCACCGACAACUCCCCCAAACUUCUGCCUCAAUCACCAGAUGUCCCCAUGCAGUCUGUAUACUACCUGACCAAGCUCAAGUCUUUGAGGGGAAAUGACGACGGAGACGGCACCCAAACUUCUGGCACUCUUGAGCACCAGCACGGCCAUCGGCACUCGGGUGGCCCCGGGGCUGCGCAAAAGUCGGGCGCAAACGCAACGUCGCUAAAGGACUUCAUCUCGGAGGGCCAAAUAAGUCUCGCUGACGCGCAGAAGUUGUUUGAGCUGUACGUCGAGCGACUGGAUCAUUACAUCUACCGCAUCGGUUACGGCAGCAACUGCAAGUGGAAAACCCUGGAUGACCUGCGUCGGCAAAGUCCCCUGUUGGCGGCAUGUAUCCUCACUGUCGCGGCCAUGCAUGAUUCCGGAAGCAACCGACUGUAUCCAAUAUGCAACCGAGAGUUCCGGCGACUGGUAUCUGGAUCAGUUUUUGACUCGGUAUUUGAGAGAAGGAUCAACCGCGACCACUUGAGAGCGCUAUGCAUCGCGAGUUACUGGCUCAGCGACGUGUCGUGGACUCUAUCGGGCAUGGCCAUCCGUCUCGCUACCGAAGUCAAUCUGGUAGCCAACUACCACCGCGUCGUCGCGUGUGGGCAGACGCAGACCAUCAGUCCAGGACGCGCAGGGCAUCCAAAUAUACAGCGGCAAGGGCAGACGCCCGACAGCCAAGUGAGCAACAACAUCAACAACACGACCAACAGGACGAACAAUCACGACGCGACAAACGACGGGAUGCUGACCGACUCGGCCGCGGCUGCACAAGACGCGGCCGAUUGCAUGCGACUCUGGUACAACCUCUACAUUUGUGACAAGCACCUCUCGAUUCUCUACGGCCGACCGUCCCUUGUCCGCGAGGACUUUUCCAUACAGGGCUGGGAAGACUUUCUGGCAUCUCCGGUGGCGACCGACGACGACCGCAGGCUGAUUAGUCAGGUAGCACUGCACAUCAUUUUGACGGGCGUCCACGAGCUGUUCGGCCCGGACAACGGAUCCGCCAUUCCGCUCGUUUACUCGUCACAGAUUGCCAGUUUUAGCCGCCAGCUGGAUCAUUGGAUCGGGUAUUGGUCCACCGUUUUGAAGAAGCAUUUCCAAGCAAUCGGCGAAUUCCCUGCCAAAGGCGCCCUCAUUCACUACCAUUUCGCCAAGCUGUAUCUGUUCAGCCAUGUAUUCCGUGGUCUGACGCCCGGCGAACCUAUCCCGGCCGUCUUCCGCAGCGCCGCAACGGGUGCCGUGACGGCCGCUACCACCAUUGUCGAGCUGCUGCUCAACGAUCCGGACAUCGGCGAGGGGUUAAGGGGCAUGCCCUCAUACCUGCAUGCCAUGACGGCCUUUGCAUGCGUCUUUCUGCUCAAGAUCGCGACUCGACGACGUGAAGACGGGCUGGUCGAGGUCGGACUUGUAAGCGACCUAGCUGGCAAGUUGGUGGGCCGAUUUAGAGAGGUUAGGGUCGGGAAGUGGCACCUGGUCCACCUGAUGGCAGACGGCUUGGCCAAAUCUGCCAAGAAGCUGCUGCAGACCGUCGACGGCGGGUUCCACACGCGUGUCGACGCCGCCGUGGUUGGGGAUGGGAGCGGUGACCAGACGACGUUGCCUCCCAGCGCCAUGUACGACGGGAUGCAUCCUCCGCAUCCCAACGGCGGUUUUGGUGAUGGGACGCUCGACGGCAGCAACAUGAACGGCGGCAUGGUCGAGACGCCAGUCAUGUUCAACAACGUACUCAGCCCGGAUUUCGUCUUGGGUACUACAUCAUUUCUGGAUUUCAACGGGGCCGUAGGGGGUCUGGAUUUUGGUUACGAUCACAUGAAUUUCCCGUGA